Molecule: messenger RNA, 1127 nt
Organism: Dendronephthya gigantea
Lineage: Eukaryota; Metazoa; Cnidaria; Anthozoa; Malacalcyonacea; Nephtheidae
Product: interference hedgehog-like
Exons: 5
Coding region: 165-1019 (284 amino acids)
Source: RefSeq, a predicted model, not a curated record
UGGUUGACCUUCGCAAAUUAUGCCACAUUUUAGUUACGCCAUCAGUGUCAAUCAAUUGUUCCCGUGUGAACACAGUGAACACAAGCGAUGAAUUUUCGUGUGUAUGCAGAGGGGAAGGUGGGAACCCCCCUGCAAAGAUCACGUGGUAUAAAGGAAACAAAAUUAUGGCCACAGGAAUUGUAGAAGCAAAAUUAAAACUCUCAAACGUUGAUAAAGACGACAGCGGAAACUACACGUGUGUUGCUGAAAGCCAUGAGAAGGCAAAAAAUGAAACAGAAAUUGAGUUGAUUGUCAAUUAUCCACCUAAAGGUACACGUUUAAAAUUUGAUUUUGAUAAUGAAACAUCAGUUACCAUAAUAUGCGAGGCUGAUGCUCUUCCUCCACCAAAGUAUGAAAUAUAUUUCAACGGAACUACUCGGCUUCGUGGGAAAAAGACGUAUAAGAUUGAUAAAGUGACGAGUAAUUUUGUUGGAAAGUAUACGUGUGUCGCAUGGAACUUGCUUGGACGAAGUUUUUCAUCUUCCCGUUUUUUACCUGUCCAAAAACCAAAUGCUAUAACAACAGCACCAACAACUUCACUAACGGAAAGUCGUACGAGAAACAGAUAUCAACCAACGGUAUCGACCACAAGCAACGAGACUAAGCCUGCUUUAACCACGACUCCGACAGACGAUGGAACAGGUAAGAUUUCAGAAGAAUGUAAUGGUAAAACUGAAUGGUAUAUCGUCGUUGUAUCAUUGGUGUCUGGAAUAAUCAUUGGAAUUACUUUUUCUUACAUUGUUUCAUGCCAACGUCGUAAAUUCAGAAAUAGUAAAUCUCAACAAUCAAAACCUAAACCACCAAAAUCCCAAGUUGAUUCAACUUAUCAAGAACUUGAUCUUAUCAAAAUGAACCGAGAAGAUAAUUACCAGUCAUUGAGAGUGAAUGCUGCAAGAAAUGACGGUGUUGACGAUGAGUCGAAUUAUGCAGAGUUGAACAAAACGAGAGAAGUGGAAAAUAACUAUCAAUCUUUAACUUAAAAUUGGACGUUUGAUUUACAAAACGUGCCAACCAAUGCAUACGAAUCCUUAUAAAACGAUCUUUUAUACUGUACAAAUAGUGCAACAUUCUUUAUUGUGAAGUGACUA